Molecule: messenger RNA, 429 nt
Organism: Sphenostylis stenocarpa
Lineage: Eukaryota; Viridiplantae; Streptophyta; Magnoliopsida; Fabales; Fabaceae
Source: the annotation of a GenBank genome assembly
AUGGCGGAGACAAACGCCACCUGUGGUGAGACAGAGGCCACUGCCACCGUCAACGAUAGAAGUGUUGUCCAAGUGGCAGCAUUGGUUACUACAGGCCAGGUGAGGUGCAAACGGACCAAGUUAGAGCACCAGAAGCAGGACAUGGUUGAAAAUGGUGGAAAAAUGGUAAGCGAUGGACCAAUAAGCAUUGAAGUGGAGGAUGACUUGAGAGAGUCAUAUGAUGAGCUUGCUGACCAAGUUGUGAGGUGUAGAAUUAGCCAUAUAGGCCGUGCUUUAUGGCUUCGGGAGGAGAUACCGGUUGGAGGAGAAGAUAAGGACAGCUUUCUUCCAUUCCACUCUUGCUCCAAUCCCAAUAGUCUGAGAUUGAAGAUGAUGUCAACAGUUAGCCAAGAAGGUUUAUGGCAAACUGGAAGGAGUGUUGAGAGAUAA